This is a messenger RNA of Klebsormidium nitens, 1513 nucleotides long. The record is from the annotation of a GenBank genome assembly. Lineage: Eukaryota; Viridiplantae; Streptophyta; Klebsormidiophyceae; Klebsormidiales; Klebsormidiaceae.
CAGGCGUUAAAGGACGAUGGACAAGCUAAACAUCAUCAGGCAGUAUGCGUCUGACCGCCUCGACUCGCAAGCACCCCCGCAGUUCAGCCUCGUGGAGCUUGAAGCAGCAAUCCUUUGGGGGGGAGGCAAGGUGGUCAAGGGGGUAGACAAGCAGCUGUUGAAGAAAGCAUUCGUGGAGAUAAGCGAGGAUGAGCAGGAACUGCCACGCCGCAGGGCACGGGCGCGUGCAAUGCUACUUGUCAUUGAUGCAGACACCGCCAACAAGUUGCAGAGACGCAGGGACAGGUAUCAGCAAGCGCCGCCGCAGCAGAUUAUGCAAGCUGAAACGGCAGCCAUCUUCUCCAAUGAUGGCCAAGCUACUGAAGAACAAGGAAGCGAGCGGAGCUGGCCGCAAAUGCAGGACAAUGGGCGCAGGAUGGCCCCCCGUGCAACGUAUGACACCCAUGAACGCGACGUGGCAACCGGAGAAAUUGCUAACCUGAGAGAGCCCAGGAACGUGGAGACACUGUGGCUGCCCCCGUUGACUUACCACGGCGCCCCCCGGCCAAAAAUGUUCCAGAACGACCCGCAGUUCCCCCCCUACCCCCAAGUGUUCCGCCCCGUCCCCGUCAAUCAGGAGUACUUUGGACCCAACGGAGCGCGGCUUGGCGACCACAAUAAGGGGAACACAAAGCCUCUCUGGAGAGACCCCCGGAAGAGACCCUUUAAAGAGGUCGGAGAGGGCGAGAACGAGGAGUGCGGCUGGUUUGAGCAGCCGGUCAAGAGCCAGCGCAACGAGGGCGUGGAGAACAGCGGAGGAGUGCGGGCCAAGAGGCGCUUGGAGCUGGGGAGCGGCACGUUUGAGGCGAGCGCGAAGAGAGGGAGCGACGGCGUCUAUGAGGACAUGCCACCAUUGGAGCCGGUCCUGGAUGUGCCGGCUGGCAGGACGGAGUACGAAGAGACGUUCCAGGUGGUCGGGGAUGACCCCCGGGCGGAUGCCAAGCACGUGUACCGCUUUUAUGAGUCCAGAGCCGCGGCCGCCUUGCCGCGGCGCGUCGCGUCCAGCGGCCCUUACCGCAGCCGCGAGGAGCUGUAUCGCGCGGAGCGGCGCCCCGGGAAUCCGCCAGUGCGCGAGCACGACGAGCGCGAUGGCAGCACGGUGGUAUCUGGCGGGAAGAGCUGGGUGAAGAACGAGGCCGUGCACCAGACCGUGUACGACCCCCGGGACGUCCGGGCCUUCCCAGGGAGCGAAGUGUUCAGCCAGCGUUACGGCAGCCCCGCGGGUAUGUACCGGGAGGAGCGGCGCCCCGACUUGGCGCAGGGCCUGCCCGAGGAUGAGCGGAGGAGGGCGAGCUGGGCACGCUGGAGGGGUGCGCGGAAUGGGAUCAUGACAAGAAGGACGCAUUUCCGCCGCACGCCGGACAGGACAAGACUCAUGGGCGCGUUUAGGGAGACUCCGCUCGGGGCCUAUGACAGAGGAAACCAAGAGGACCACGGGGCAAGAGGUGCUUGUUUAAGGGAGAAGAGACAAUAA